AUGAAUAGCUCAGUGCUGGAUCCGGAACUUCAAAUGCCCGAGUUUCUGGGGGUAAAGUCACUAGAACGGACCAGAAAACGAAAAGGAGAUUUUGAUGAUACUUUUUCAUUGAACAAGGGAUUAAACCAAUCUACCUCAGAAUUGUCAGAAUCAUCAGAAGGACUGAGUUCUCUUAACCCUGCAAAGGAAAGUCGACGAGAUGAUCGAAGUUUUGAAGCGUUGAUGUCUUUACAAACUGGAAAUCCGAGUCUAAGCUCAUCGAAUCAGACAGUUCCAAUGGGUGCAAUUACGGCGGCAAAUAUUCCAUUAGCAGUAGAUGAUCUAGGGUCAAAGGAUUAUUUGUCCAAGCCCGCUACAGAUGCAGGAAUUGUUGAUGGAUCUGCCUCAUUGGCUUCUACUGGACCACUUUUAAUGAACACGAGCAUCAAAAAAAGUCCCCCAGAAGAUACCAAUUCUAGAGGUAACGCCAGAUGGACCGCAGAACAUUGGGAUUACCUUGAACAGCGGAUGCAAGAAUUCUGCGAUGCUUUUCAAAUGACGCACCAACAAGUUGGGGAACUUUUGCAGGAUAAACGCCUUCAUGGACCACUCUCAUCACUUGUCAAGAUAUUAGUAGAUGAAAUGCCAAGCUUCACAAGGAGAACCAUUCUACGGCAUUUGCGAGCCUUCUACAACAUUCCCGGUUACGAAAAGUAUAGCCGAAGAAACUCAAGUGGAAAGGGUGAUUUUGGUGUUCAGGAGACUGCCAUUAUAGCUCAGGAAGUACGAAAUUUCAUUUUGGAGCAAGGUUGGACUGAAUACCAGUUUUGCAAUCAAAUUUGGGCAGGAAAAUGCCCUAAGCCAAUUCGUUCCUUUUAUUCCAAUUUGUAUAAAAAGCUCUCACAUAGAGAUGCGAAGAGCAUUUAUCACCAUGUUAGACGAGCCUAUAACCCAUUUGAGGAACGUUGUGUGUGGAGUAAGGAAGAAGAUGAAGAACUAAGAAGAAAUGUUUUGGAACACGGAAAGUGUUGGACCAAAAUUGGCCGGAAAAUGGCACGCAUGCCAAACGAUUGUCGGGACCGUUGGCGUGAUGCAGUUCGAUUUGGCGAUCGGUUGAAGCGCAAUGCAUGGUCUUUGGAUGAAGAGACUCAAUUAUUACAGAUUGUAGCAGAAUUACGAAAUCGUGAGGAUAUGAGUUCUGAUAUCAACUGGACAUUGGUAGCACAACUCUUAGGAACAAGGACAAGAUUGCAAUGCCGAUAUAAAUUUCAACAGCUUACAAAAUCUGCUCCCAAGUUCGAAUUACAAGAUAAUGUUUGGCUUUUAGAAAGAAUCUACAAUUCGCUUGUCAAGUAUGGAGACCAAAUUCAUUGGGAUGCUAUCGUUCGAGAGGCGAAUGGACGCUGGUCCCGUGAUCAAAUGCUUUUUCAGUUUAUUAACUUGAAGAAAAUGAUUCCAAGCUAUGAUAACUUACCCCUUCUGGAAGCUACACAAUCGGCUAUUUCUGAUUUUAAAGUAGUGCUAUCAGGGUUUUCUAGCUGA
Molecule: messenger RNA, 1521 nt
Organism: Schizosaccharomyces osmophilus
Lineage: Eukaryota; Fungi; Ascomycota; Schizosaccharomycetes; Schizosaccharomycetales; Schizosaccharomycetaceae
Gene: reb1
Product: RNA polymerase I transcription termination factor/ RNA polymerase II transcription factor Reb1
Exons: 3
Coding region: 1-1521 (506 amino acids)
Biological process (GO): regulation of DNA-templated transcription
Cellular component (GO): nucleus
Molecular function (GO): transcription cis-regulatory region binding; DNA-binding transcription factor activity
Source: RefSeq, a predicted model, not a curated record